Messenger RNA from Camelus dromedarius (Arabian camel), 3472 nucleotides. It is a transcript of the gene ADHFE1, whose product is annotated as alcohol dehydrogenase iron containing 1. The record is from RefSeq and is a predicted model, not a curated record. The transcript has 14 exons. Bases 915 to 2174 code for a protein of 419 amino acids. Gene Ontology annotation, molecular function: metal ion binding; alcohol dehydrogenase (NAD+) activity. Gene Ontology annotation, cellular component: mitochondrion. NCBI's taxonomy places the organism in Eukaryota, Metazoa, Chordata, Mammalia, Artiodactyla, Camelidae.
GAUCUUGACCAUCAUUGAGUUAACGCCCUUCCUUCCUUCCUUCCUUCCUUCCUUCUCCCUUUUCCCUCUCAGAUGUUUUCAUUCCAGAUUUGAAGGCAGGGCUGGGGAGUGAGGGGGUGGUGUGCACGCACGUACCUACUGGACCCCACUACGACAGGGUCCCCAGAGCAAUAGAGAGAAACGUAAACCUAUUGCGAGGCUCCAAGGGACAGCGAGCCGCAGAAAGAGAAGCCGGAGAAGGGACUGUUUAAUAAAUAGGAGGACGCCAGGACAGGGAAGGGAUGCAGAAGCCAAGGGAGGGACCGUCUAGAAACAGGAGGACGUGGAAAAUCUGAAGAUAUGGAUGUGAUGGCAAUUCAGGCGGCUGGUGAGGGCGGACACCGAGGGUGGGGCUGCGGAGGGGACACGGCGGAGCCGAGGAAGGACGGGGGCGCGAGGCAGUGACCUGGCAAGCCCGCUGAGGGCUUCCGGAGCACCCGGCCCAGAGCCCGUUUGAAGAAAAGCCAAACACCCUGAAGACAAUCGGAAACUACAAGGAAAGUUCCAGGAGAAAGGGGUGAGGGGGAUGAGAUGCGAGUAGUUAACAUUGGGUCAAAGCCCCAAGCCUAGUAAGAGCUGAGUCCCCAUCAAACUUACUUGCAGCCCCAGAGUGCUUAUCUCAGCUCCCCGCAGGCAUCGACUAUUGAUUGCUUAAGUGUAAAAGAAUGAGCCUACAACGCUGGAGAGCCUCUGAGUCAACUUAGUGUCCAUGGUGAUUUCUGGCUUUUUCUAUGGUGCAGUGUUUACCAGUAGCUACUACUUUGGUAGCAUCUUAAGACUAGGAUGCAAUAUGCCAAUGCCCAGGUCAUUCUCAUACUUACUCCCAAGCUCCUGGACUUUCACCUUCUGGGAAAACAACAGAUUAUGCCUUUGAGAUGGCUGUUUCAAAUAUUAGAUACGGAGCGGGAGUUACAAAGGAAGUGGGCAUGGACCUACAGAACAUGGGUGCUAAAAACGUUUGUCUGAUGACAGACAAGAACCUGUCCCAGCUCCCUCCUGUGAAGACAGUUAUGGAUUCCCUCGUGAAGAAUGGCAUCAACUUUAAGCUGUAUGAUAGUGUGAGGGUGGAACCAACCGACAGAAGCUUCAUGGAAGCUGUUGAAUUUGCCAAAAAGGGAGCUUUUGAUGCCUACGUUGCUGUGGGUGGUGGCUCCACCAUGGACACCUGUAAAGCCGCUAACCUGUAUGCAUCCAGCCCGCACUCCGAUUUCCUAGAUUAUGUCAACGCCCCCAUUGGGAAGGGAAAGCCUGUGACUGUGCCUCUUAGGCCUCUGAUUGCAGUCCCAACUACCUCAGGAACGGGGAGUGAAACUACCGGAGUUGCCAUUUUUGACUACGAACACUUGAAAGUAAAAACUGGUAUUGCCUCGCGAGCCAUCAAACCCACACUGGGCCUGAUUGAUCCUCUGCACACCCUGCACAUGCCCGAGCGGGUGGUCGCCAACAGCGGCUUCGAUGUGCUUUGCCAUGCCCUGGAGUCCUACACUGCCCUCCCCUACCACAUGCGGAGCCCCUGCCCUUCAAAUCCCAUCACUCGGCCGGCCUACCAAGGCAGCAACCCAAUCAGUGACAUUUGGGCAGUCCACGCGCUGCAGAUCGUUGCCAAGUAUCUGAAGAGGGCUGUCAGAAAUCCUGAUGAUCUUGAAGCAAGGUCUAAUAUGCACUUGGCAAGUGCUUUUGCUGGCAUUGGCUUUGGAAAUGCUGGUGUUCAUCUGUGCCAUGGAAUGUCUUACCCAAUUUCGGGCUUAGUGAAGAAAUAUAAAGCCAAGGACUACAAAGUGGAUCACCCACUGGUGCCUCAUGGCCUUUCUGUGGUACUCACCUCCCCGGCGGUGUUCACAUUCACAGCACAGAUGUCUCCUGAGCGGCACCUGGAGAUGGCAGAAAUACUGGGGGCUGACACCCGCACUGCCAGGAUCCCAGAUGCCGGGCCCAUUCUGGCAGACACACUGAGGAAAUUCUUAUUCGAUCUGGAUGUUGACGAUGGCUUAGCUGCCAUUGGUUACUCCAAGGCUGAUAUCCCCGCGUUAGUGAAAGGAACGCUGCCCCAGGAAAGGGUCACCAAGCUUGCACCACGCCCUCAGUCAGAAGAAGAUCUGUCUGUUCUGUUUGAAGCGUCAAUGAAACUGUACUAAUUUUCAUUUUCAUGGAAAGAAUUACCAUUGGCCAUCGUAGUUCUGAAAACAGAAGCUGAUCUGGCAAGAACUGUGUCUUUUCAUGUCCACAUAUAACUUAACCUGUUACUAAUUUGAAUGAGAUGUAAAUUUAUCCUGCAGAAGAUUCCUUGAUGCUCCAAGUCCAGCUACUUCCAUAAAAUGGGCUGGACAAAUGUCCAGUAUGUGGGACCCCCAGCUCAACUUCACAGAACCUGCCCCAAACCUGCGGACUGCCCCUGGUCCAUGUAUCAAAAGAGCAAAAACUCAGUAUCCAUCAAAAAUGUUAAUGCAUCUAUCCUAUGUCCAAUAAUCAAUCCUUUGUCUAGAAAUUUAUCCUACAUGAAUACUGGCACAAGUGUGUAAAGAAAUAUGGCAAGGACAUUUCUGGCAGCACAUUUUCUAAAAAUGUAAAAUUUGAAAGAAUUUAAGUAUUCAUUAAUAGUAUAUAGAUAAGUAAAUCAUGGUGUAUUAAAUAAUGGAGUUCUAUUGAGCUACUAAUAAGAAUGAAGUAAACCUACUAGAAAUACGUCCAUGAUAAACUGCUAAGUAGGGAAAAAGUAAGUUGUAGGACAGUUAUAUAUUAGUAGUCUCAUUUUUACUUUUCAAAUUAUAUAUAAAGAUAUGUCAAUAUCUACAUAGAAAGGUUACACAUCAAAAUAUUAAAAGUUAUCACUGAAGAAAUGGAAUUUGGAGGCUAGAUAAUUAAAAGAAAAUGUUCACUUUAUAUUAUAUACUUUCACUUUUUAUUUUACAAACAUCUGCAUUGUUUAGAUUUGUUACAAUAAGCACAUAUUUUCUAAUUUUUAAAAGGGGAAGAGAAAAGAAAGGUAUCACUUUGCUGUUUUAGGGCAGAUUCAUAUUAUUUUAUAAAAAUACUAGUAACUAAUAUUAAAAAGGCAAAAACAAAUCCGAAGGGCUGGAAUAUUACAGGUGGACCCUCUGGUGAAUAAACUGUUCUUCUGAGAAAAACACAAAUAUCCUACAUGGUAAUUCCCUCUUUGGAAAAUGGUUCUGGUGCUCAGAAUAAAUGAAUUCAAAACCAGGCCACGUUGUGGUUUACAGACAUCAGGACGCAAGUCAAGCCUGAGUAGCCUGAUCGUCUGCCUCCAGUCAUGUCCCGUCUACAGAAACUGUCCACGGCUGAGUUUUCCUCACAAUGGUGACCACACUGGGGUUUGCCUGCUCGAGCUUUGGCAGUCUGGAUCUCAGUGUACUUGCAUAUUUAUUCGUAUUUUAAAUUGGAUUAAAGUGUCAAUCAAAUAAGUAUGUAAUUACAA